This is a messenger RNA of Gamsiella multidivaricata, 457 nucleotides long. RefSeq lists its product as uncharacterized. NCBI's taxonomy places the organism in Eukaryota, Fungi, Mortierellomycota, Mortierellomycetes, Mortierellales, Mortierellaceae. The transcript has a single exon. The record is from RefSeq and is a predicted model, not a curated record. Bases 97 to 417 code for a protein of 106 amino acids.
CCAUCCUCACCUCCACUCUUCCUCAUCUCAUGCCAUCUGUCCACUCCAAAACCUCCCUUCUUUCUUCACUUCUACCCAUCGAAAAAUAAUUGCAACAUGUCCUCGGCUUCUGUCUCCAUGCCCACGGCUUCUCCUCCCUCAGGCUCGAUGACCAUGCCCAGCGGAAGGCCCUCUGUCGCCCCAGGUCCCGUCAUCACCAGCGGCACAAUGGCUCCAUCUUCUUCCGUCGCUGUUCCUUCGACAAACAUGACCAUGUCUAUGACCAUGUCCUCUGUCACGAGAACCAUGUCCAUGAUCACGUCUGCCCCAACGGCAACGACCGCCACAAAGCCCUCGGCUGCAACCAGCUUGCAAAAGAAGAUCUCCGCCGUGUUCUUGGUCAUGACCAUUGUCCCUGCUAUCUUCAACGCACUAUGAAUGUCUGUAGUUAUUUCUCGCUCGAUGUAAUAAAGCUAAC